AAUAUAAAUUAAAUUAUAAUUAAACGUCAAACGUCAAAUUUUGACAAAUGACGUGACAUUAAGGAAAUUUCUAACCAUAAUCAAAAUUCUGUCAGUUCUUUUAACAUUUUUCAUUAUCAUUACAUCCAGAAAUCGCAAUUUAAUGUUCAUUCCUCACAGUUGAUGUAUUUGUUAUAUGGCUGCAGAAAACUUUUCCUAAUGCAGUAUUAUAAGUGGAUUGUUCAACACUGGAAUUCAGAUUUAAAUAUAUUAGUGUCAAUGAUAACUCCAACAUAAAUAUAAAUAAUAUUAUGUAGUACCUACAAUCCAAUAAAUUUGAAUAGUUUCAAGCUCCAAUAAACGUAAUGGGUAUUUGCUGGUGCAAACAGAAGAAUGAAGAAAGUGAUACAUAUAUACCACCACAAUCACCGAACAGCCUUCAAGUUCACAAUAUUAUUCAGCCUGUCUCACCUGUUAGUACUCAGUAUUCCUUUAGGCUUUCAAAAAUACCCGAUGCUUCAUAUGUCGACAAAUUAGUACUUGAAACUUUAGGUGUUAUUGCUACCCUAGUUGAUAAUGAACAAGAACCUCCAAGUUCAAUGCUUCUUUUACAUAACAUAGCUGAUAAUGAAGAAGGUUGGAUUCAGGUUGUCAAUUCCAUGAUUCAUGUCAUCCCGAUGCAAGAUCCUCUAGGACCUUCUGUGAUUACUUUAUUAUUGGAUGAUUGCCCUUUGCCAUCCAAAGAAUCAGUAUUUAAGGUGGUUAAUAUGUUAGAUCUAUCUGAAAAAGCUGCUAUAUUAGGCCGGUCUAAUCCCCCUAUACAAAGAAAUAUUUGUGUAGUCCUUGGUUGUAUUGCGGAAAAAUUGGCUGGUCCAAGAAAUAUGGAAAUUUUGAAUGACGGUAUUAUAGACUAUUUAUUGACUAAUUUGGAUCCUGUGACUGAUCCUAGUGUAAUAUUAUUCUCCCUAAUAGCAUUAGAAAAAUUCGCGCAAACUAGUAGCAACAAAAUUACUAUUAUGAAAAAAAUUAAAAAUUUACCAAUAUGCCCCAUAUCCCUGCUUGAGUCUUGGAAAGAAGAACAGCAUUUUGUGCAAAGACAAGUUGGUUUUUGUGCGCAAUGGAUACUUGACAAUCUUUUUGUGAUGGAAGCCCGGCAAUACACCUAUCAAACCAUUAACACAGAAAAGAUAAAUGCGAUGUUAAACACUUCAGACGUUAGUGAAUAUUUGAAAAUAUCACCAGAUGGUCUGGAGGCUAGAUGCGAUGCCUAUUCCUUCGAAAGUGUAAGGUGUACAGCCCAAGCCGAUAAGGGAAUAUGGUAUUAUGAAGUAUGUAUUAUAACACCUGGAGUGAUGCAAAUUGGUUGGGCAACGAAGAAUAGUAAUUUUUUAAAUCAUGAAGGUUAUGGUAUUGGUGAUGACAGGUAUUCAUUGGCAUAUGAUGGUUGUCGAAAAUUAAUAUGGUACAAUGCCAAAUCUGACCCACAGAGUUUGCCAAGGUGGCAAUCUGGAGAUAUAUUAGGAUGUUUAUUAGACUUAGAUAAUCAACAGAUUAUUUUUUCCGUAAAUGGAGUAAGCUUACCACCAUGUAUACAUGUGUUCACUAUGGCAAAGUCAGGAUUUUUUGCCGCAGCCAGCUUCAUGUCAUUCCAACAAUGUCGUUUUAAUUUCGGUGCUGAACCGUUUGAACAUCCCCCGAAAGUGGCCUAUUCCACUUUCAAUGAUCAUGGAUCUCUGACGCCCGAAGACAAAAUCGUCUUGCCAAGACAUAUAUUCUUGAAUCAGCUUAGAGAACAAAAUAUAGGCGAGGAUAGUUGUACGCUUUGUUAUGACCAGAAGGCCACCAUUCGAUUGCUUCCUUGCGAACAUUCUGGAUUUUGUGAAUCUUGUGCCAAUCAGUUAAUAGAAUGUCCGAUGUGCAGAUCACCGUUUCGCGAAAUAGAAGAAUAUCCUCCGCCUUCAUGACAUAAAAGACGUCUUGAUCAAUCUAGAAGUAUAAAUGUAAAGAACAAUAAUGUCUGUUAUGAAAUAACGAGUUGUACAAAUUUGCCGCAUGGUAUGCAAAUAACGGG
Molecule: messenger RNA, 2050 nt
Organism: Psylliodes chrysocephalus
Lineage: Eukaryota; Metazoa; Arthropoda; Insecta; Coleoptera; Chrysomelidae
Source: the annotation of a GenBank genome assembly